Messenger RNA from Hyaloperonospora brassicae, 1311 nucleotides. The record is from the annotation of a GenBank genome assembly. Lineage: Eukaryota; Oomycota; Peronosporomycetes; Peronosporales; Peronosporaceae.
AUGGCCUCCACGGACUCGUCGCCGCUGCUGCUGCUGCGCACGACCCCCAGCGCUGCACCGGUGAAACCGCUGGCCGCGUCCGCCGCUUCCCGCCCCCCGUCGCUCCUCUCGCGCGCCGUCAGCCACACCGACAGAGGGUCUGCUGUCUCGUCCUUCCUCGGACUCGCCUCGACUAUGACCGGCGCCUGCAUUUUGACGCUCCCCGGCAUCGUCCAAGCAGUGGGUGUUCUCCCCACUCUGCUGCUGCUCGUGCUGAGCGCGUGGAUGGCGUUCACGGCCUGUGAGAUGCUCAGCGUGUGCUGCCACGCGGCCGGCGCGUACUCGUACGAGGCGCUGAGCUCCCGUCUCUUUGGCGCAACCGGUGUGUGGGCCGUGCGGCUGCUGACGCUCGCGCUGCUCUUUGGCGCCAUUGUGAGCUACAUGGUCAUUGCCAUGGACCUCUUUGAGCCGUUUCUCAUCGACGUGCUGCCGCGCCGCGUGAUUGGGCUGCUCUUCCUGCUCGUGGCCGUCCCCUUGUGCCUCCCUGAGACCAUCUACGCGCUCCGGUUCGCCAACGUGGCAGUGCUGCUGUGUCUGCUCUACAUCCUCGGGGCCAUCAGUCUCCGCACAGUGCAGCGAGACCCCGAGUUUGCGGCCCACGUUCCGAGGAAUCGCGCGGACGAGUUCACGUCCGAGUGGGCUGCGCUGGCGUACGCGCUGCCCAUUGUCAUGCUGAGCUUUGUGUGCCAACUGAACGUCCCGCGUGCGUACGAGGAGAUCCACGACAAGACACUGACGACGCGCGUGCACAAGGCCCUCGUUGGCUGGGGCCUAUGCAUCUAUCUCGCCUUUGCGUACGUGGGCUACGCGUGUUUCCAGGGCCAACCGCCGAGCAACAUCCUCACGGGGUUCGCAGCAACGGAUCGGCUCAUCAACGGCGCGCGGCUUGCGCUCGGAGUCUGCAUGGUGCUCAAGACGCCCAUGACCUACCAGCCGCUGCGCCAAGCCAUGGAGCUCUGCUGUCUGGGCCACGAGCGCAAGAGUCUGCCGUUCCGGACGGCCAUCACAGUCGUGUUUCUGCUCGUCGCGCACCUGUUCUCGCUGUUCUCGCGCAGCUUGGGCACCGUCAUGGCCUUCGUCGGGGCCCUCUCGGGCAUUUUACUUGCGCUCACGGUCCCUGGACUCUUUCUGUACGAAGUCGCGCGUGGGUAUCUCGUGGAACGCGACGCGUUCUACUCGCCCCGACUGGCGCUCGUGUUCGCCUGCACGGGCGGCGUCUUCUCGGCAGCUUCGCUCGCGUACCUGUCGUACAAUGCGCUCGUGGACUUUUGA